AUGCGCUUCAUCACUGACAACAAGCCGCGUCAAGAUCAGGGCAAGGAGGUGCCGCUCAUGGUCAUCGGAGCUGGCCUCCCUCGUGCAGCAACUUCAUCAUUGCAAGCGGCGCUCGAAAAGAUCGGCUUUGCACCAUGUCUUCACAUGGCAGAAAUCAUUCCUCAUGUGGACCGUAUGCAGCUUCUUCUAGAGGCGGUUCGCGAAAAGGACACGGAAGUGCGCCACAAAAUGCUGCGCAAACUCAUCCAUGGGCAUUACGCCAUCUGCGAUCUUCCCGUUGUGUUUUUCACCCCCGACCUUAUGGACAUGUACCCCGACGUCAAGAUCGUCUUGAAUGGACGACCCGACCCUGAUGUUUGGGCACGCAGCGCCGCCGACAGCUUUGGAUUCGUCUUUUCACCGUGGUUCAAGUGGACGGGACUUUUAUGGACAACCGACAGGAUCUGGUACAAACUCAAUCAAGAAUCGGAGAAAUAUUGCCAAGAACUUUUCGGCGACGGCGAUAUCUUUACUGGCAGGUGUUACAGAGAAUAUUACGACAUGGUGAGAGCCGAGGCCAAGAAGCGAGGGAAGGAGGUGCUCGAGUUUAAGGCCGAGGAUGGAUAUGAGCCGCUAUGCAAGUUUCUGGGAAAGGAUGCCCCGGAUGAGCCGUUCCCAAAGUUGAACGAGAAGAAGACUUUUCAGGUUGUCCAGGCUAUUCUCAUCGCGAGGGGGCUGCUUGCUUGGUCGGCCUUGGGUGUUGGUUGUUGGGGUGCUUGGAAACUGGCCGAUCACUUCCUGCGGUGA
Messenger RNA from Fusarium vanettenii 77-13-4, 786 nucleotides. RefSeq lists its product as uncharacterized. The coding region runs from base 1 to 786 and encodes 261 amino acids. Lineage: Eukaryota; Fungi; Ascomycota; Sordariomycetes; Hypocreales; Nectriaceae. The transcript has a single exon. The record is from RefSeq and is a predicted model, not a curated record.